Molecule: messenger RNA, 3259 nt
Organism: Rhinichthys klamathensis goyatoka
Lineage: Eukaryota; Metazoa; Chordata; Actinopteri; Cypriniformes; Leuciscidae
Gene: dock1
Product: dedicator of cytokinesis 1
Exons: 28
Coding region: 162-3050 (962 amino acids)
Biological process (GO): small GTPase-mediated signal transduction; cell migration
Cellular component (GO): cytoplasm; plasma membrane
Molecular function (GO): small GTPase binding; guanyl-nucleotide exchange factor activity
Source: RefSeq, a predicted model, not a curated record
CUCGCGGUUCAUGAAUUCAGUGAUGGUGGAAAAUGGCGGCUAGAUGAGUCUUUCCACUCCUACAGAGAAAAGAAAAAGUGUGUGGAAAAACUCUGGAUAUAUAUAUUUGGAAUAGCGACAACAACACUCACGGGCGUCUCACAACACCUUCAUCAGUGAGGAUGUCGCGCUGGGUGCCCACGAAGAAAGAGAAGUACGGAGUAGCCAUCUAUAACUAUGAUGCUCGCAGUGAUGAAGAGCUUUCCUUACAGAUCGGGGACACUGUACACAUUCUGGAGACUUAUGAAGGAUGGUAUCGAGGGUAUCGGCUGAGGAGAAAAUCGAAGAAGGGUGUGUUUCCGGCUUGUUACAUACAUCUGAAAGAGGCCACGGUUGAAGGCAGUGGACAAAAGGAGACGGUCAUUCCUACUGAGCUCCCGCUGGUUCAUGAGGUCACGACUACGCUGCGAGAAUGGGCGACGAUAUGGAGGGACCUAUAUGUGGGCGACAAGCGUGAGAUGUUCAACACGGUCCGAGACAUGAUCUAUGACUUGAUCGAGUGGCGCUCCCAGAUCCUGUCCGGCACGCUCCCGCAAGAUGAGAUGUCGGAGCUCAAACAGAAAGUCACCUCCAAGAUGGACUACGGGAACAAGUAUUUAGACCUGGAUCUGGUGGUUAGAGAUAAAGAUGGGAAUAUUCUGGAUCCUGACCUGACCAGCACUGUCAAUCUGUUCCGAGCGCAUGAAGCCGCGUCCAAGCAGAUUGAAGCUCGCAUCCAAGAGGAAAAGUCUCAGAAGCAGAACAUGGAUUUGAGCAGGCAGGCGAAGUUUGCCUCCACACCCUCGUUUGCCUUGUUCGUCACGCUCAAGAAUGUCGUGUGCAAAAUCGGAGAAGAUGCAGAAGUGCUGAUGUCACUCUAUGAUCCGAUUGAGUCGAAGUUUAUCAGUGAAAACUAUCUUGUACGCUGGUCCAGCUCAGGUUUGGCGAAAGACAUCGAUCAGCUGCAUAACCUGCGUGCCGUAUUCACGGAUCUGGGGAGUGAAGACCUGACGAGGGAGAAAAUCAGUUUUGUUUGUCAGAUUGUUCGAGUGGGCCGAAUGGAGCUCAGAGAUAACAACACUAAGAAAUUAACAUCCGGCCUCCGCAGACCCUUCGGUGUGGCAGUGAUGGACGUCACAGACAUCAUCACGGGCAAGAUGGACGAUGAGGACAAGCAACACUUCAUUCCGUUCCAGCCGCUAGCGUUGGAUGACGCCAUUCGCCACAGGCAGCUGAACAUCUCCCGUUUUUCACCCAGGGUGGCUGGCGAGAACGACUUCCUUCAGACAGUCAUCAACAAGGUCAUCGCUGCCAAAGAGGUCAAUCACAAAGGUCAAGGUUUGUGGGUUACACUGAAGUUGCUUCCAGGUGAUAUUCAUCAGAUCCGUAAAGAUUUCCCUCACCUGGUGGACCGUUCCACCGCUGUCGCUCGCAAAAUGGGCUUCCCAGAAAUCAUCAUGCCAGGUGAUGUUCGUAAUGACAUUUACGUGACGCUGGUUCAGGGGGAUUUUGAUAAAGGCAGUAAGACGACACCCAAGAACGUGGAGGUCACCAUGUCUGUACACGAUGAAGAUGGAAAGAAACUCGAGAACGUGAUCUUCCCUGGUGCAGGAGAUGAAGGCAUUCUGGAGUAUAAAUCAGUCAUCUACUACCAGGUCAAACAGCCACGCUGGUUUGAAACCUUCAAGGUUGCGAUCCCGAUUGAAGAUGUCAACAGGAGUCACCUGCGGUUCACGUUCAAACACAGAUCGUCUCAGGACUGCAAGGAUAAAUCUGAGAAGAACUUUGCUCUGUCGUUUGUUAAGCUGAUGAGGUAUGACGGCACGACGCUGAGGGACGGAGAACACGAUCUCAUCGUCUAUAAGGCAGAAGCCAAGAAAUUGGAGGACUCCACCAUGUACCUGAGCUUGGCCUCCACCAAACCAGAGAUGGAGGAAAGAAAUCCCUCGUCAGGGAAGAACACGCAGAAUCUCGGCAGCUUCACCAUCAGCAAAGACUCGUUUCAGAUCUCAACUCUGGUGUGCUCCACCAAACUCACACAGAACGUUGAUCUCCUGGGGCUUCUGAAGUGGAGGUCCAACACUAGUUUACUACAGCAAAACCUGCGUCACCUGAUGAAAGUGGAAGGAGGGGAGGUGGUAAAGUUUCUGCAGGACACUUUGGACGCCCUCUUCAACAUUAUGAUGGAGAACUCGGACAGUGAAACGUUUGACACUCUUGUGUUUGAUGCUCUGGUCUUCAUUAUUGGACUGAUCGCAGACAGGAAGUUCCAUCAUUUCAAUCCGGUUCUGGAGACCUACAUCCGCAAGCACUUCAGUGCCACCCUUGCUUACACAAAGCUGACAAAAGUCCUGAAGAACUAUGUGGAUAAUGCGGAGAAGCUCGCGGAGCAGCUGCUGAAAGCUCUGAAAGCUUUGGAUUACAUCUUCAAAUUCAUCGUGAGGUCCCGGGUUCUCUUCAACCAGCUCUACGAGAACAAAGGCGAGAGUGAUUUCAUGGAGUCCCUGAGGAAUCUCUUUACUUCGUUUAACUCCAUGAUGAACAGCAGUGCUGAGGGGACCGGCGGGGUCAAGGGCGCUGCACUGAAAUACGUCCCAACUAUCGUCAACGAUCUGAAACUGGUCUUUGAUCCAAAGGAGCUCAGCAAGCUGUUCAGUGAUUUUAUACUCAAAGUUCCUCUGGGGCGUCUGGUGAAGCAGAAGUUGAACUGCAUGAUUGACAUCGUCCACAGUGACCUGUUUACUCAGCAUGACUGCAGGGAGAUCCUGUUGCCUUUGAUGACGGAGCAGCUGAAACUUCAUCUGGAGAAUCAUGAAGAGCUGGAGUCCUGCUGUCAGCUUCUCAGCAACAUCCUGGAGGUGCUUUACAGGAAGGACGUGGGUCCGACGCAGUGGCACGUACAGAUCAUAAUGGAGAAGCUUCUGAGGACCGUAAACAGGACUGUAAUCUCCAUGGGACGAGACUCUUUUCUCAUAUUAAUUGCAUCUCUUAAUCUCGUGUGUUCCUGGAGCGACCGCAUGCAGGGAGAAUGAUCGGAGUGAAACUGCGUCAUCUAUCUGCCUCCCUGGAGUUCACCAUACCUCAGCUCAGCUAACUAAUAGAAAGAGAGACACUGUCUGCCCUGUGAUUCAGCAGCAUCACCCUGACAAACACUUCCAGCUUCCCUCCGAGGCCUGCGUGUCAAACUGCCUUUUUUAGUGCCAUGAUUCUGUGGAAAUAUAGGAGUGUUUGAUGCUCUGCU